AAAGGAAAAGGGAGAACCAAACAAAAGGUGAGUUAUUUUAUUUUAACCUAAUUACUAAAACUUAGUGUUGAGUUUUCUUGUGAAAUUCUGGGUUGUUUCAUGUCAUGUCAUGCCUUAACCAGGUGAACAAUGAGUUUGUUGGCCCCAUUCUUUAUAUUAUUUUAACAAUAAAAUACCCGCCCAGAAGUUCAUUCAACUUCCUUUUUUGAUUUCGACAGUCCAAAAGAUCCCUCCCAUUCAGAAAACACAACACAUCCACAGCAAGCAAAAGCAAAAGUGAAAAAGAUUACAUCCCAAAAGCAACCAAAAAGCAAAUUCACACUUUGACACCAAACAAGCAACAUGUAUAUACAGUCAAGAUCCUAUUUUUAUACUCUCAACAAACUCAUGCAUACUUGCUUCUCUUCAUUCCCAAGUGUUUCUUGGCUUUCCAAAAAUGGCAGAAAUUGUUCCUGCAGAACCAAUUCAAGAAAGCACUUCUUCUGCUGCUAGUACUAGUAGAAGAGCUUAUACCACAAACAAUGAAAGAUCCUUCACUAGAUCAAUCACUUAUGGGCGUGACCAUGUGCCUGAGCCCUUUGAUAGUGAGAAGUUGCCAGUGACUCUGAUUUCGGAGAUUCAAAGAUUUCUUCGAGUAGCUAAUCUUAUCGAGUCAGAGGAACCUCGUGUGGCUUACCUUUGUCGUUUUCAUGCUUUCGAAGUAGCGCAUAACUUGGACAGGUAUUCGAAUGGCCGAGGAGUACGACAGUUUAAAACUUCGCUUCUUCAACGGCUUGAACAGGAUCAUGAAGUUACUUUCAGGAAAAGGAAGGAAAGGACUGACUUACGUGAACUUAGACUUGCUUAUCUCGAGUAUAAACACUUCAUCAUCAAACAUGGUGGAGAGAGUAAUCUAGAAAAUAGAGAAAGGCUGACUAAAGCACGUGUCAUUGCUUCAGUAUUAUUUGAAGUAUUGGAUACAGUGUCCAGAGCAGCAGGUGUUCAGGCUCUAGCAGGGAGUGAGAGUAGCGAUGUCAAAUCUGAACUCUUUGUGUCAUAUAACAUUCUUCCUCUUGAUCAGGGAGGAAUUCAUCAUGCAAUCAUGCUACUCCCAGAGAUUGAAGUUGCGGUUACUGCAGUUCGCGAUGUUCAUGGUUUGCCUUUCCUGGAAGAUUGUCUGAAACAAGAAGCCACCCUGGAUUUGUUCAAGUGGCUCCAGUUCUGCUUUGGAUUUCAAAAAGGGAAUGUGGCCAACCAGAGAGAGCAUUUAAUUUUAUUACUUGCUAACACGCAUGUUCGGCAGACUCAAAAGCAAGUAUUAGUACCCAAGCUAGGGGAUGUUGCUGUUGAUGAGCUGAUGAAGAAGUUUUUUAAAAAUUAUACAGAUUGGUGCAAAUUUUUGGGACGAAAAAGCAAUAUUAGGGUGCCAUAUCUGAAACAGGAGGCCCAGCAGUACAAACUUCUGUAUAUAGGUCUUUAUCUUCUGAUAUGGGGAGAGGCUGCUAAUUUAAGGUUUAUGCCAGAAUGCUUGUGUUACAUAUUUCACCAUAUGGCAUAUGAGCUGCAUAGCAUGCUAACUGGUGCUAUAAGCAUGACAACCGGAGAAAAGGUCAUGCCAGCUUACCAAGGAGAUUCAGAAUCUUUUCUCAACAAUGUAGUGUGUCCAGUGUAUCGUGUCAUAUCUGAGGAAGCAGAGAAAAACGAAAAUGGAACAGCUGAUCACUCGACAUGGAGGAACUAUGAUGAUCUGAAUGAAUUCUUUUGGUCUCCAGAUUGUUUUCAGAUAGGUUGGCCCAUGCGUCUGGACCAUGAUUUCUUUUGGGUAGGAUCUCAAAAUGAUGUAAAAGGUCGAAAAGAAAAGGCUUUUGUUGCCAACCCUGAAGACAACAAAAAGGAUGCUAACGAAGAUGAAGAAACGGGGAUCCUUGUGGAUGAGAAGCGUGAAAAGAAGUGGCCGGGGAAGACGAAUUUUGUAGAAAUCCGCUCAUUUUGGCAGAUUUUCAGAUGCUUUGACAGGAUGUGGAGCUUUUUUAUCCUAUCACUUCAGGCAAUGAUAAUUAUGGCAUCUCACGAUUUGGAGUCUCCUCUACAAGUCUUUGAUGCAACAGUACUCGAGGACGUUAUGAGCAUCUUCAUCACAUCAGCGGUUCUUAAACUUGUAAAUGCUAUUCUUGAUAUCAUCUUUACAUGGAAAGCUCGAUGUACAAUAGACCCCAAUCAAAGUUUGAAACAUGCGCUGAGGGUGGUUGUUGCUAUGAUGUGGACCAUCAUUCUUCCCAUAUAUUAUGCUAGUUCUCGUAGAAAAUAUACUUGUUAUUCAACACAAAAUGGGAGUUGGCUUGGAGAGUGGUGCUAUUCUUCCUAUAUGGUUGCAGUUGCAUUCUACUUGAUGACCAAUGCAGUGGACAUGGUUCUAUUUUUUGUGCCUGUCGUUGGAAAAUACAUCGAGACCUCCAAUUACCGGAUAUGCAUGUUUUUAACCUGGUGGACUCAGCCUAAGCUAUAUGUUGGGCGAGGAAUGCAAGAAAGCCAAGUCUCCCUUCUGAAGUAUACCAUUUUUUGGCUGUUAUUAUUAAUAAGCAAAUUCAUAUUUAGCUACACAUUUGAGAUAAAACCACUUAUAUCACCUACAAGACAGAUCAUGGCAGUCGGAGUAAAAGAUUAUGACUGGCACGAGCUUUUCCCUAAAGUCAAGAGCAAUGCUGGAGCGAUAGCUGCUAUAUGGGCUCCAAUUGUACUUGUAUAUUUCAUGGAUGCACAAAUCUGGUAUUCUGUGUACUGUUCCGUGUUUGGCGGAGUGUAUGGAAUCCUCCACCAUCUUGGUGAGAUUCGGACUCUAGGAAUGCUGAGAAGUAGAUUUUACUCAUUACCUGAGGCUUUCAGUGCUCGUCUUGUCCCACCCGAAGCAAAAGAUUCUAGAAACAGUUUAAUGAAUUGGCUUGUCCCUUUGACGUUCCAAUUCCAAAAGAACUUUCACUUAUCAGAAAGGGAAAAGAGCAAUAUUGUGAAGUUUGUUCUUGUGUGGAACCAAAUCAUCAGUAGCUUCCGGGAGGAGGACGUGAUAAGUGACAGGGAGAUGGAUUUGAUGAAAAUACCUGUAGUAUCAGAAUUAUUCUCUGGUCGAGUUUAUUGGCCCAUUUUUCUUUUAGCAGAUAAGCUUUCAAAUGCAAUAUCUAUUGCACGAGACUUUGAGGGAAAGGAUGAAGUACUUUUAAGAACAAUGAAGAAGGAUACAUACAUGUAUAUGGCUGUGACAGAGUGUUAUGAAUCGCUGAGAUACAUCUUCGAAAUUCUUGUUGUUGGUGACCUUGAGAGAAGGGUUAUUUCUGGUAUAUUAGCUGAAAUUGAGGAAAGUAUUCAAAGAUCAACACUUCUCAAGGACUUGAAGAUUAGCGAACUGCCAGUUCUAUGUGCCAAGUGCAUUACUUUACUUGAACUUCUGAUUGAGGGAAAUGAAAGCCUUCAUAACAAAGUCGUAUUGGCAAUUCAAGAUAUCUUUGAGCUUGUAACAAGCGAUAUGAUGUUAAAUGGAUCAAGAACAUUGGAGUCACUUGAAGCUCACUUGCAUAGUGGGGAAGGGGAAGAGGUCGCUGAACUUUUCAGCUGGAUUGAAACACCUCUGUUUGCGUCUAAGCAUUCGAUCCAUUUUCCAUUGCCAGAUAGUGAUUCCUUAUUGGAAAAGACCAAGCGGUUUCUUUUACUGCUUACUGUCAAAGAUAAAGCACUGGAUAUACCAACCAACUUGGAGGCUCGGAGGAGGAUUUCCUUUUUUGCCACUUCUCUGUUUAUGAACAUGCCAAGUGCUCCAAAGGUGCGGAACAUGUUAUCUUUCAGAUUUCAACAAGUAAACCAACUUAUAGGGACAUGUUUACCUGGCAGUGUUCUAACUCCACAUUUCAUGGAGGAAGUCAAAUUUUCAAAGAAGGAGCUCAAUUCAAGAAAACAAGGGGUCUCUAUCCUUUUCUAUAUGAAAAAGAUAUUUCCAGAUGAAUGGGAAAACUUUUUGGAGCGCAUGGAAAGGGAACGAAUAGAUGAAUCUAAUGACGAAAUUGAAGAAGAAGAAGAAGAAGAGAGAAAUUGGGCUUCUUUCCGAGGGCAAACUCUAAGUAGAACAGUCCGAGGAAUGAUGUACUUAAGGAAAGCGCUCAAGUUGCAAGCUUUUCUUGACAUGGCUGAGGAAUGCGAUAUCCUCCAAGGUUAUGAUGCAAUUGAGAGGAAAAAUGAUACAUUAUCAGCUCAACUUGAAGCUUUGGCGGACAUGAAAUUUACACAUGUUGUCUCUUGUCAAAUAUAUGGAUUACAAAAGACUACUGGUGACCCUCAGUCUCAAGACAUACUAAAUUUGAUGAUUAGGUACCCUUCUUUGCGUGUUGCUUAUGUUGAGGAGAAAGAAGAAAUUACAAAAGGAGAAAUUACGCCAGACAGGACACGAAAAGUUUAUUCAUCUAUUCUAGUUAAAGCUGUUAACGGUUUUGAUCAGGAAGUAUACCGCGUGAAGCUUCCAGGUCCACCAAAUAUUGGAGAAGGAAAACCUGAAAAUCAAAAUCAUUCCAUAAUUUUCACACGUGGUGAAGCUCUCCAAGCAAUUGACAUGAACCAGGAUAACUACUUAGAAGAAGCUUUGAAAAUGCGAAAUAUCUUGCAAGAGUUCCUGAAAGACCAUGGUCGGCGUCCUCCCACAAUACUUGGCAUGAGAGAACACAUAUUUACAGGAAGUGUUUCUUCUUUAGCUUGGUUUAUGUCCUAUCAAGAGACCAGCUUUGUCACCAUUGGCCAGAGGCUUCUGGCUAAUCCACUCAGAGUCAGGUUCCAUUAUGGGCACCCUGAUGUGUUUGACCGAGUAUUUCAUUUGACGAGAGGUGGCAUUAGCAAAGCAUCCAAAACAAUCAACUUGAGCGAAGAUGUUUUUGCAGGAUUUAACACAACUCUGAGAGGGGGACAUGUCACAUAUCUUGAGUACAUGCAAGUUGGAAAAGGUCGCGAUGUAGGCCUUAACCAGAUUUCAAAGUUCGAAGCUAAAGUUGCUAAUGGAAACAGCGAACAAACAAUCAGCCGUGAUAUGUACCGUCUUGGUCAUAGAUUUGACUUCUUCCGGAUGCUCUCUUGUUAUUUUACAACGGUUGGCUUCUACUUCAACAGCCUGAUAUCAGUGAUUACGAUUUAUGUGUUUCUUUACGGUCAGCUAUACAUGGUAUUAAGUGGUCUACAGAGAGCGCUUCUCGUUGAGGCAAAAUUGCAAAACAUAAAAUCACUGGAAACAGCUCUAGCUUCUCAAUCAUUUAUCCAGCUUGGACUUUUAACAGGUUUACCCAUGAUCAUCGAGUUGGGACUUGAGCGAGGGUAUCUUAAUGCCCUUAAAGAUUUUGUUCUCAUGCAAUUGCAGCUGGCUGCUGUUUUCUUUACAUUUUCCUAUGGUACAAAAUCCCAUUACUAUGGCAGAACAAUUCUCCAUGGGGGUGCCAAGUAUAGACCCACUGGUCGUAAAGUUGUGGUUUUUCACGCCAGCUUCACUGAAAAUUAUAGACUUUACUCUCGGAGUCACUUUAUCAAAGGAUUUGAACUGCUGCUCCUGUUGAUUGUUUAUGAUUUGUUUAGGCGAUCAUACGAGAGCAAUAUGGCAUAUGUUUUAACAACAUAUGCAAUAUGGUUCAUGUCAUUUACUUGGUUGUUAGCACCAUUUCUGUUUAAUCCAUCUGGAUUUGACUGGGGCAAGAUAGUGGAUGACUGGAAAGAUUGGAAUAAGUGGAUCAAUCAGCAAGGUGGUAUAGGGAUACAACAAGAUAAAAGUUGGCAGUCUUGGUGGAACGAUGAACAAGCCCAUCUUCGUCAUGCAGGGCUAUUUUCUAGGUUAAUUGAGAUACUCCUUUCACUAAGAUUUUUCCUUUACCAGUAUGGACUGGUCUAUCACCUUGAUAUAUCAGGUGGACAAAAAAGUUUCGUUGUCUAUGUGCUCUCAUGGGUUUUCAUUGCUUUUAUUUUCCUCUUGGUCAAGGUGCUGAAUAUUGGAAGGCGGUUUUUAAGUGCAAACCAUCACUUAACUUUCCGUUUGUUCAAAGCUUUUCUUUUCCUAGGAGUUGUAGCUACUAUUAUUGCCCUGUCAAUCGUAUGUCAUCUGUCCGUGAGAGACUUGAUCAUUUGCUGUCUAGCUUUUCUACCAACUGGUUGGGGCUUGAUAUUGGUCGGGCAAGUAGUGAGACCCAAGAUUGAAGGUACUGGAUUGUGGCACUUCACUCGGGUUUUUGCUCGGGCUUAUGAUUUUGGAAUGGGUGUUGUUCUUUUCGCACCUCUAGCUGCAUUGGCUUGGCUUCCAAUAAUUUCAGCUUUCCAAACUCGGUUUCUGUUCAAUGAGGCUUUCAGUAGGAGGCUGCAAAUUCAGCCAAUUCUUGCAGGAAAGAAGAAUCAUUAGUGAUCUCAACUUGAUUUUGAAAUACAUAAACUUGCAUGUACACAUAUUUUUCUGUUACUGUAGAAUAGCAAGUUGUCCAGGUAACUUCAGCAAAAUAGUAGUAGAUGAGGUUAUGCACCAAAACAUCUUGCCAUGUGGAUAUACUCCACGGGGAAACUAAUAGGUUAUAGAUUCUUUCAUGUACAGAUAGAGUAAUUUAGUAGGCUAUUGUGUAUAGACAUUGAUGAAUAACACACAUUCUUAAAAUCCAAUCCUUCUAAAAAGUUUUUGUUCAUCAGUACAGUGCCUAAUCACAGAGAAUAAUUGCAU
Molecule: messenger RNA, 6694 nt
Organism: Lycium barbarum (goji berry)
Lineage: Eukaryota; Viridiplantae; Streptophyta; Magnoliopsida; Solanales; Solanaceae
Product: putative callose synthase 8
Exons: 41
Coding region: 437-6385 (1982 amino acids)
Biological process (GO): (1->3)-beta-D-glucan biosynthetic process
Cellular component (GO): 1,3-beta-D-glucan synthase complex; plasma membrane
Molecular function (GO): 1,3-beta-D-glucan synthase activity
Source: RefSeq, a predicted model, not a curated record